Megalops cyprinoides (Indo-Pacific tarpon) is the source of this 1466-nucleotide messenger RNA. RefSeq names its product 3-mercaptopyruvate sulfurtransferase-like. Gene Ontology annotation, biological process: transsulfuration. Gene Ontology annotation, cellular component: mitochondrion. The record is from RefSeq and is a predicted model, not a curated record. Lineage: Eukaryota; Metazoa; Chordata; Actinopteri; Elopiformes; Megalopidae. The transcript is spliced from 2 exons. Gene Ontology annotation, molecular function: thiosulfate-cyanide sulfurtransferase activity. The coding region runs from base 146 to 1033 and encodes 295 amino acids.
CGGCAUCUGUAGCAUCAGUAAAAACUUUUCGACAGAGUUCGGUGACAGCUAUAGUGGACGUUGUGUGAUAUACGUCUCUGGGAGCGUGCUUGCCCGCUACGUAUAGCUGGCUAACAACUUUUCGUCUGAGUUUGGGAAUUUAGACAUGGCUAUGCAUACAAGAGCUCUCGUAGCUGCAAAGUGGCUGGCGGACGCCGUUAAGGCUAAUAGAAUCGGGCCCAGUCUUCGGGUUCUGGACACCUCCUGGUAUUUGCCAAAGCUUAAGCGCAACGCAAAAAAUGAAUUCAAACAGAAACACAUCCCAGGCGCGUCAUUUUUCGACAUAGACGAAUGCUGCGAUAAGACAUCUCCUCUGGAUCAUAUGCUCCCAACCGAACACGAAUUUGCCGAUUAUGUCGGCAGUUUGGGAAUCGGGAACGAGACACACGUAGUAGUUUAUGACGGCAGUGAUUUCGGGUCAUUUUCGGCACCACGUGUGUGGUGGAUGUUUAGGGUGUUUGGCCACAGUUUGGUGUCGGUCCUGGACGGCGGACUGAAGAACUGGGUACAAGAAGGUUACCCUCUUACUGCCGAAUACUCUAAACCCGAACCCACCGAGUUCCGAGCCUCACUCAAUCGGUCCUGGGUAAAGUCGUACGAAGAUAUUGUGGAAAACCUUGAGAGCAAGCAGUUCCAGCUGGUAGAUGCCAGAUCCACGGGCAGGUUCCGGGGAAUCGAGCCAGAACCAAGAGAGAACACAGAGCCAGGGCACAUUCCCGGGUCUGUCAGCAUGCCCUUCUACUCCUUCCUGGCCCCCUCCGGCACGGAGCUGCCCGCCGAGGCGCUGGCGGAGAUGUUUCGGGAGGCCGGGGUGGACCUGACACGGCCGCUCUGCGCAUCCUGCGGCUCGGGGGUGACCGCCUGCCACGUGGUGCUGGCCGCCCACCUGUGCGGCCACCCAGGGGUGCCGGUUUACGACGGGGCGUGGUCCGAGUGGUACACCAGGGCGGCGCCCGAGCACGUGGUCUCCGAGGGCAGGGGGAAGCACGUGUGACCUAGCAGCGGGGACGAUGAAGAGCAGACCCAUCGACUGAGGAACCAAGAUCAUUUAGCUUUCGACAGGGUUGGGGCUUUGCGUAAAUGACCAUGUGGAAGCAGGCAAGGAGAAGCCAGGGUGAUGCAUAUUAGUAAGGUGAACAGAGGAUGCAUUCUUUCAAGGUGAAUGAAAAGGUUUUGGAUGAAUUCACAGAAAUGAUGUGUGUAGGAUUUAUGGUGUGUGGAUACAGAAUGUUGGUUAGUGGGUGGGGUGAAUUCUUAGAUGUAUUUGAAAUUGAAGCAGAGUCACAUAGAUGUGUUUUUGAGAGGGAUUAAAGGAUUAAUACAAUUAUAUACAUAUGCAUGCAAAACCCUUUUGCCAACACCACAGUGUUAAAAAAUCAUAAUAUUUAGGACUAUUACAUAACUUUCAAAACAUUUCGUUUUUUUUU